AUGUAAACAACACUGAACCUUGAACGCGUUCCCAUCUCGCGGUCGGUGCAUCUUAGAAAAACACGUGUCCUUACAUUCUGAAUCGUUCGGCAAAUCGGUUUACAACUCUUUUGUGGUGAUAGUGUCUUGUGUUUGUCGGAAGUUGGAAGCAACAAUGGUUGUACCAGAAGAAUCGCCGCAGCCGACGGAGCUCCCAAACGAGGACUUUAUGACGAAUCCUUCGCUGGCCAUGGACGCUUGUUUCACCGCUUUCGAUAAGGAUGGAGACGAUCGGCUGUCGCUGAACGAAUUUACACUCAUCUGCCGGGCGCUGUUUCGCAACGAUAAAGGUCACAUCUAUGUGGUGCCGUCGGACCGGCUGGAGCAGAUGUUCGCCGUCUUCGACAAGAACGAGGACGGCUACAUCGACCGGGAGGAGUUUCAGUUCUGCUGGAACCAGUGGAUUAAGACGAUUGUUCGCCCUAUCAGUGCAUUCCUCAUAGUUGAUGUGCAGAACGAUUUCAUCAGCGGAUCACUCAACAUAAGCAACUGCAGCGCACAACAGAACGGCUUGGAGGUGAUCGAGCCCAUCAAUAAGCUGCUGGAUUCGGUCGACUUCGAUGCGGUGUUCUACUCCCUCGACUGGCACCCGAGCGAUCACGUUUCCUUCAUCGACAACAUCAAGCAGCGCCCGAUCCAUCCGACAAGCCCGCUGAACGCCGACAAUGCGCAGGUGUACGACACGGUUAUCUUCGCCGGACCUCCACCGAUGAAGCAACGCCUGUGGCCCCGGCAUUGUGUGCAGGACUCGUGGGGUUCGGAGCUGCAUAAGGAUUUGAAGGUGCUGGAGCAUGGGGUGAAGGUGUACAAGGGUACCAACCCGGAGGUGGACUCGUACUCGGUGUUCUGGGACAACAAGAAGCUCUCCGACACGACGCUAUGUGCUCAGCUGCGGUUGAAGGGUUCGACCGACAUUUACGUGUGCGGCCUGGCGUACGAUGUUUGCGUUGGUGCAACCGCCAUCGAUGCACUAUCUGCCGGCUAUCGGACGAUACUGAUCGAUGACUGCUGCCGGGGGGUCGAUCUGAACGACAUCGAGAGCACCAAGCAGACGGUGAUUUCGAGCAAUGGCGUCAUCGUUUCAUCCCGUGAGGUCAAAGCCAUGGUCGAGGGACGCGAUCGACGUCCAGAGCUCGGCUACAAGCUGGCGAUGGAGCUGAAGAACUCCGAGUCGGACCUGUCGAAGAACAAUGCCUGCAGGAGGCAGUCGCAGCACCAGCAGCAGCAGCAACAGCAGCCCUCGCAGUAAAAAAAAAGCAAAUGCUCUCGAACCCGAACGCGUCCGCUUCAUUCCGCCAGCAGCUAGCAGCAUGCCCGAGACAGCAAGGAGCCAGCCACCGGUUGAAAUGGUCCCAUCUUAGGUGGGGAAAAUGUUGAUGAAAGUGAUCAUAAGAAUACGCUCUCUUUUCUACGGUUAUUUGUUAUAUCUGGCGUUCUGUUGCAUUUAUUGUUUAACUGUACUUCACCAAAAAACUAGAUUUUUCCUUCGCAUUCCCGGUACCGUGGAGGUUGUAUCCGAGAUGAGUUCAUUUUUCGUUUCACGGAUAGACCUAGAAGCACACAGUAUAAAUA
Molecule: messenger RNA, 1611 nt
Organism: Anopheles coustani
Lineage: Eukaryota; Metazoa; Arthropoda; Insecta; Diptera; Culicidae
Gene: Naam
Product: nicotinamidase
Exons: 9
Coding region: 155-1288 (377 amino acids)
Molecular function (GO): calcium ion binding
Source: RefSeq, a predicted model, not a curated record